Cajanus cajan (pigeon pea) is the source of this 1401-nucleotide messenger RNA. RefSeq lists its product as uncharacterized. Lineage: Eukaryota; Viridiplantae; Streptophyta; Magnoliopsida; Fabales; Fabaceae. The record is from RefSeq and is a predicted model, not a curated record.
UUAAAGUAGAGUCCAACUAAUAAAAGGCAGCCAAUUUGGGCUUGAAACUUGAAAUUAAGGUCUCCUCCGAUCAGAACAUCCAACAGACACUAUCCUCGUACCAUUCUUGGCCUUCCCUGUUCCAAAACACACACUAAUUGCUUCCCUUAUGAAAGUAAUGAUCGCCGGUGACAACCAUAAUUGCGCGCAACUCAUUAAAGCUCAACCUCACCUAUCUCAUCAUUACCAUUCAUCAUCAUCAUCCUCAUCCUCAUCCUCCGAGGCUUUUAUCAUACCUAUUCCCCCUCACACUCCACACACCAUAGAUAUGCUUCAAGACCACACCAACUUCCAUUUCUCACCCAUUGCUUCUCAUCAUUUGGACUCGCUAUGGGACUCAAUUCAGCGGAACAAUGAAGGUUCUUCUCAGGAACCAUGGCCUAAAAGCCAUGACUUUUGUUGGGACAAAACUUACGACGUGAUGGAGAUGUUAGAGAAGAUGAAUCAUAACGAAAGGAACAGUUCCAAAUUCCGUCCUCGUUCUGAGAUCCAAAGGUUGGAGACCUCAAAGGUUGGAGUCUGCUCUCUCCUUCAGGAACAAAUUCGAGCUAUGCAUUUGUCUCGGGUGAUGCAAGAGCAGAUUCUGUCUCAGAAGCAGAAACUAACAGCAUAUAGAGGGAAAAAUCUAUCACAGCAAUUGCAGAAGAAAGGUAAAGGGGUUGAUGUUGGGUGUGAUAACAGGAGGACUCGUCCACCAUGGCACGCUCAUUCACACCAGCAAGCUGGUUCAAGAGGCACUUCUUGUGGGACUGGUGUUUUCUUGCCACGUGGCGAAACAAGUGGCCCAUCCGAGUCAAGUAAGAGAUCUGGUAAAGGUUGCUCCAAGGUUCUUAUACCCGCUAGAGUAGUACAGGCUUUGCAGCUCCACUUUGAGCAAAUGGCUGUCACCUCCGGACCCAAAGUUGGUGGCUUCCCUCCCUUACAUGAUGUUUUAGUGAGUAACAGGGAUGGCAUGUAUUCACUACAAAAGCGCGAAUCACGGAACAAACUAGCACAUAUCCAGAAUGAGAUGAAUCUGCCACGAGAGUGGACCUAUUGAAGUCAACUGUGGAGAGACGUGCAUUUUCAAUUUUAACUCAUUCAUGAUAUAUAGUAAUGCUGUCUUGGCAGUUUCUGUCACGAAAGAAAGAAAGGUUCAAUCAAGAGGAAUAAAGAAAAUGAACCCCUAGUUUUCAUACUUCAGGCUGGAUCAAUGUAUGGGGAAUUCUUUUACAUAGAUUGUAUGAUGACUCGAUAAUGUUAUAUUAUGGAUUACAAAUAUAAUUUUGUUUUGGGCUUCUUUUCUCCCUUAAUUUGGGGAUAAGUGUAAUACUCUACUAUAUAGUUCUCAGUCAUCGGGGUUCAUACAGGAAAAAGCAAUAA